This is a messenger RNA of Xenopus laevis (African clawed frog), 1125 nucleotides long. RefSeq names its product choline-phosphate cytidylyltransferase B (gene pcyt1b.L). The record is from RefSeq and is a predicted model, not a curated record. Bases 1 to 1107 code for a protein of 368 amino acids. The transcript has 8 exons. NCBI's taxonomy places the organism in Eukaryota, Metazoa, Chordata, Amphibia, Anura, Pipidae.
AUGCCAGUGCUCAGCAUUGAUGCUGAGUCAGAUACUGAUAUCCCAAAAUCCCUUUGUGAUGAGCUUCCCUUAGAAAUCAUGGAGGAAUUAGAACACACAUGUCCUCAUCCUCGGUCGACUAUAAUUGCACCUGCCCCAUUUGCAGAAGAAACGACUUAUGAGUGUAAGGCUCCACACGAGAAAUUAACCAUUGCUCAGGCCUGUAUUGGAACACCGGUUGAUCGACCUGUCAGGGUAUAUGCAGAUGGGAUAUUUGAUCUUUUCCACUCGGGUCAUGCAAGAGCCCUUAUGCAAGCCAAAAACCUGUUUCCUAACAGCUACCUGCUUGUUGGAGUUUGCAGUGAUGAACUGACCCACAAAUACAAAGGCUUUACUGUGAUGAAUGAGACUGAGCGUUAUGAGGCUUUGCGUCACUGUCGUUAUGUGGAUGAGAUUAUCACAGAUGCUCCAUGGACCCUAACUCCAGAGUUCCUGGAGAAGCAUAAGAUAGAUUUUGUUGCACAUGAUGACUUCCCGUACUCUUCUGCAGGUUCAGAUGAUGUGUACAAGCAUAUAAAGGAAGCUGGCAUGUUUGUGCCAACACAAAGGACAGAAGGCAUCUCCACAUCUGACAUAAUCACUAGAAUUGUGCGUGAUUAUGAUGUUUAUGCAAGGCGCAACUUACAAAGAGGCUACACUGCAAAAGAGCUAAAUGUUAGUUUUAUAAAUGAGAAAAAAUACAGAUUUCAGAAUCAAGUUGACAAAAUGAAAGAAAAAGUAAAAAAUGUGGAAGAAAAAUCAAAGGAAUUUGUUUAUAAAGUAGAGGAAAAGAGCCACGACCUUAUUCAGAAGUGGGAAGAGAAGUCACGAGAGUUUAUUGGAAACUUCUUAGAGUUAUUUGGACCUGAUGGAGCCUGGAAGCAGAUGUUCCAGGAGCGCAGUGGAAGGAUGCUACAAAGCCUGUCUCCAAGAGAUAGUCCCACUGGCAGUCCUACAAGGGAGCGCUCGCCCUCACGCUCUCCAUCUCCCACAUUAUCAUGGAUGCAUAACAAGUCAUCACCUCCUUCUCCAAAAGGAGCUUCAGCCUCCAUUAGCAGCAUGAGCGAGGGAGAUGAGGAUGAGAAGUAACCUACAGGAACUUUAAUA